CACGGAGCCCGCGGGUAGGGGAGCUCCCUCUAGGUGUAGCAGUUGGGGUUUGGGAAGGGGGGCGGGCUAGGCGCAUCCCCGCAAAGAGGGGACCCAGGUCUCCUGUCUCUCUUCGUGGCGCCCCCUUCCCCCGAGUUAAACCGGGGGUGGGGAGCUGCAGCCUUUGCGUGCGGCUGUAGGCGCUGCUCACAGUCUGGAGCGUUGUGUUUGUGCACGAAGCCCAGUCCCUGGAAUAGCAGAAGGGCUCCCGGGACAGGUGAAAGUGGUUAUGCCAGUUGUUCUUUGACAGUCCCAAGAAUUGGUGUCAGCAACAACAACUUCACAGACCCAGCUGCCUUGUGACCUUUGGGCCAGCCACUUAACGAAAACCACAAACACAGCUCAGACUUCCUCUGAGUGGGCGACUUUGACAAGAUCUGGCGUGAACACUGUGAGGAUGAGGAAACUCUUUGUGAAUAUGCUGUGGCAAUGAAAAACCUUGCAGAUAAUCACUGGACAAAAUCUUGUGAAGGGGAAGGUCGAAUUGAAUGGUGUAGCAGUGUGUGCCGAGAAUAUUUUCAAAAUGGCGGAAAGAGAAAAGCUCUUGAAAAAGAUGAGAAAAGAGCAGAUGUUGCAUCUAAGACCACUUCAGCCUUAAAUGUUCUCCAGACUCCUAAAAUUGAAGAACCCUUACCCAACUUCAGCUUUACAAAUCAUGAAACUAUAUCAGAGGAGUUGCUUCCCCCCUCAGGAAAAAUUAGAUUACUUGAUGUUGGCAGCUGCUUUAAUCCAUUUCUGAAGUUUGAAGAAUUCUUGACUGUCGGCAUAGACAUUGUCCCAGCUGUUGAGAGUGUAUACAAAUGUGACUUUUUAAACCUUCAAAUUCAGCAACCUCUCCAGCUUGCGCAAGAUGCUAUAGAUGCCUUUCUUAAACAGCUGAAAAAUCCCAUUGAUUCUCUACCUGGAGAACUCUUCCAUGUCGUGGUUUUCUCACUUCUCCUUUCUUACUUUCCAUCACCUUAUCAACGGUGGAUAUGCUGCAAGAAGGCCCAUGAACUUCUGGUGCUGAAUGGCUUGUUGCUUAUAAUCACUCCUGACUCUUCCCACCAGAAUCGCCAUGCUAUGAUGAUGAAAAGCUGGAAAAUUGCCAUAGAAUCCCUGGGCUUUAAGCGUUUCAAGUAUUCAAAGUUUUCUCACAUGCACCUGAUGGCAUUUAGGAAAAUCUCCCUGAAAACUAAAAGUGACUUAGUUAGCAGGAACUACCCAGGGAUGCUGUAUAUUCCACAGGAUUUCAACAGUGUAGAAGAUGAGGAAUAUUCUAACUCUUCCUGCUACGUCCGAUCAGAUAUUGAAGACGAACAGCUAGCUUACAGCUUCAUGGAGCUUCCUGAUGCCCCUUACGAUUCAGACUCUGGAGAAAGCCAGGCUAGCUCAGUCCCUUUCUAUGAGCUAGAAGAUCCUAUAUUACUUUCAAGUUAAUGUAAUAGUUAAAAUGCCCUUUAAGUCCAAACUUCUUUAUUGCUUAACAAAUUUUUGCUAUACUAACAUGGGCUUGUUACUUAAAAAUGGUUUGCAUAGAGAAAAUGCAAAGGUUUACAGAGUUUGCUAUUUUUUUCUACUUCUGAAUUUUAAAAUUUAUUCUUGUACAAAAAGUGAAGAAUACACAUUUUAUGCAAAAUGACUCAUGUCGUAGCAUAAAUUGCUGUUACUUUCUUUAGGACUUUUCAGAAAGGUACCAUUCUUUUCUUCAGUGCUGUGAAGUGUGAAUUCUACUUAAUUUUGCUAAAUGUCUUGUUUCAAUAUGUUUAAUUCUUAAUAUAGUUGAGCUUAUGACACUGGAGUUAGUGGAUUUCUGAGAAGUAAUUUGCACUUUGAUAGUAAAUGUGCAAAUAAGUUUGGGGUAAGCUGAUUGGUGGUUAAACUUGUCCAUUUCUUUUAUUGAACAAAGUUUGUACUGUGCCACAGAAAGCAGUUUCAUUCUGGAUAAGCUUGGGCUGAAGAAACUUAAAUAUCUUGUUGAUCUUUCUAUUUCAGUUAAUUGAGGUAAUGCCAAAAUACUGUACUGGGGCAUACUCUUCCAUCUGUAUACACAUGUAAAACCUCACUGGCAUAACAGAAGUUAGAUGUGUGGUGAUGAGAGACCAGCCCUGAUAAAUGAUAUAGUUUGAUACCUUUUUUUACCUCAAAGCUGGAAAGUGUUUGGAAUUUUAUGAUUAUAGUAGCACUAACAUAUCAGUAUUGCCCACAUUGGAUAGUUUUCGGAAUUCUCCUGAAAUCUUAUUUUGCAUACAGUUUUAGAGCAAAAUACUUAUGGGUGGGAAAAAUGCUAAGAUUAAGUAUUCUUUUAUAACUGUAGAUCUUAAUUUCAGAAUUUCCACAUGGUAACUCUAGUAGGCCAAUUUUGUAAGUACUACGACCCAAUUCUACACAUUUAAGGAUGUAUAUACAUGUAAGUGAGUAACCUCACUGACCACUCUCAUAAGUGAGGUUAAGGGCACCCUUAAGUGUUAUCUGGAAUGUGGCCCAAAUCUUGCAAAGGCAUUUGGCUGGACACUCUUCCUGUGACUUUCUAAGAAUUGCUCUGCAGUUUGAUACAGACAAAAUCUGAUCUGUACACAUUCUGAAAUAUUUUGUUUAAAUGUGUAUAGUAAAUCUGUAUCCUUCUGCAGACAAAUUUCUGUACUUAGAAACAGUGGUGGUUAUUUUUUGUGGGCUUUUUAAAUACUUUUGCUCUCCAUUUAAAAAGAAUUGCCAAAAAUGUCAAACCUUGGGUACCUGAAGUUAGUCUUAAAUUCUUCUACCUAACUAGAAGUAGCUUGAAUUAGGUUCCUAAGUGUGGGUUUUAAGACCCAACUUUAGAGUAGGCUUGAAAAUUUUUAUCCAGUGUUAUCAGUGUAGUUUCACAAAUGUUAAAAAUAUCUUUAGGCAAUAUAAAAUUAAUCUUGUAUUCAUCAGUCAGAAAUUACCAAUUGCCAUUUCUAGUGUGAAUUUUUAGGUGGUUAUUUUUUUGUUUUGUUUUUAAAACACUUCCAUGGAAGUUUUGCACUGAAGUUUCACAAUUUCCAACUUCUUGAUUGCUUUUUCUUUGUAUUCUGUAUUUUGUUGGCAAUUGGUCCUACUUAUACUAAAAAUUUCACGAGCUGUAUUGUUGAUUUAUUCUUCAACAUAAGAUUUUUGUACAUCUUGUACAUCACAGAUUAAAAGAAUUCCCUAUCAUCCAAAUUUGAUUGCUCUAGUUAACGAUGAAUGGCACAGUUUAUUUAUAAACAAAACAAGAAUUAUUUUUAAAAAUGUAAACAUUUUUAAAACUAGAUGGAAGUGUUAAAUUAGAACUCAUGCAAAAUUAAGAGAAUAUUAAAAAUUUAACAAAGCCGCUGAUCUAAAUGAAAUCCAUCAUGUAUUUUGAAUUAAGUUAAAUACAGCUUGAUGUUCACAUGUAAUGCUUAAAAUUUCACUUUUUUGCUAAACUAAGAUGCUUGGAAUCAAGAUUGCAUUCUUCUCAGCUGAGCACUGCUGGAGUGGUUAUGUUAAAGCUAAAUGUUGGUGCUAUAAAUUCUCAGUUGUUUACAGAAAUUACUGAUUCUGCUUAUACUCCAAAGUGUGCAUGAGCUAUUUUAAUUGGUACUCCUUUUAAGAAACAAACAAAAAAAACUAUACAAAAUUUAUUACCACCUAGCAUAAAUGUAUUUGUAUUGGUUAAUGUAAAUUACACUCCAUUUACCAUUCAUUCAGAUGGGGAUGGUUUGGAAUUCAGACCAAGGUAUACUCACAGAAAUAGUUUUAAACAUUGAAUGUUUGAAUUCAGCCUACAUGACAGCUUGGUGACAUUGUGGUUGUGAAUCAGGGACUCCAGAUUAUUAUAGGAGCUGUGGUUCUUUUUGCUGCCCAAACUAAAUACCUUUAAAUGCUUUCCAGAAAUGGAGGGUUUGGGCUGGUGUGAGGAAAAGUGGCUUCUUGCUACUCAGGCCUCCCAAGACACGAGAGAGAUGUCAUGUUCUUCUAGAAAUAGUUUUUGGAGGUUCAAGAAGAAGAAUGUCUCUAGGUUUUGAAACUCCUUAAAAUUAUGACUGGACACGCUACUGUGAAAGAAGAUCCCCAUACUCCAGGUGUCAGGGAGAGGGAAACAGGCAUACCAUAGAAUAUUUGUUUGCAUUUGUUGUCUUUAUUUCACUACCUUUUGUGAAUAAAGCACAU
Chelonoidis abingdonii (Abingdon island giant tortoise) is the source of this 4173-nucleotide messenger RNA. NCBI's taxonomy places the organism in Eukaryota, Metazoa, Chordata, Testudines, Testudinidae. The record is from RefSeq and is a predicted model, not a curated record.